This is a messenger RNA of Paramormyrops kingsleyae, 3920 nucleotides long. RefSeq names its product ras-related protein Rab-3D-like. NCBI's taxonomy places the organism in Eukaryota, Metazoa, Chordata, Actinopteri, Osteoglossiformes, Mormyridae. The record is from RefSeq and is a predicted model, not a curated record. Gene Ontology annotation, molecular function: GTP binding; GTPase activity.
ACAGCAGCUCAAAUACAGAACAUAAUCACAGUCCACACAGCGUGACAGACAGAGACGCUGCACUGGACUGCGGACACAUCCGUGUAAUCAGGCCAUGGUUCUUUAUGGUGUGUCAGAAGCGUAACUCAACCUGCCUUCAUAACUGGGGGUGGUCGCAGCUACGGUCUCUUAAAUUCCAAAGACAAAUGUAUUUGCAGAUCUGAUUACUUCACGUGGCUUUUUAAAAUUGUUUUAAGCCACAUAUCUCUUAGUGUGGAGUUUAACCAUCUGUCGGCCUAUAUUGUUAACCAAGGAGGGGGGGUACCGGCGAACCGAUUGGCAGUUAAAUAGCCUCUAACCGCUUCCAUCUUUUCAGGUGCGAACAGAACGUGCGGGGUCGUAAAAACCUGGAAAUACAGUUUAUUUCUGUAGCCUAAAUUAACCAAUCCCUCCGCAAAACGUUCCGCAGCCGGUGGAAUACUGACCACAGACCGGGAGCAGGCAGCCCUUAGUACAGGCUGUCUAACUCGCUUAUAUUGUGAAUUAUAACAUUAGUUAUAUAUGAGUCCAUUCGUACACGUGACCAUCCAAAAUGUUAGUAUCUAAUGGUAAAUGUCUUUGUAGUCUUAGUUAAACUUGCUUGGAAUUUCAGUUGGGACAGUAUUGAUAUUAUGGUUUAGUUCCGUGUUUUAAUCUACAAAUAAAAAGUAUUUCGGGGUAUGGUACGUCAGCUGGGCUACGCCGAAGAACAUGCGGCUAGUUAGGACAGAGGUGGGAGCGGUGCGCUGGGCUGCUCUUCCUCCUCCUUUUCUUUAGUGGUGUCUUGCAGGUCCCCGGCCUGCAUAAAGCGCAUGAUUCAUGCGGGUGGUGGUUGGUUUUAGGAAAGACAGGCAACUGAUCGGCGGAGCGCAGAGCCGGCAGCGCGGCGGAGCAGCGCCCCCUCCCCCGAUCGGCGUCCGCCCAGGAGGAAACCAGGCAGGAAAGCUUCAGCUACAGCCUGGUCACUUUUCUUUAGUUUGCCGAUUGGAACGCAAAGGUUUUACUCUCAAUAUUAAAGGCAAUCUGGUCCGCUGCAGGAAGACGCGGUUAAAGUUUGCGGAUCGGCUCCUCUUCUCUUCUCACAGAGGGAACCCUGCAAGCCCGCAGGUCUAAAGAUGGCCUCUGUGAACGAGUCACGCCAGUAUCGGGAGUCUCAGACAGAUGCGGCGGACCAGAAUUUCGACUACAUGUUCAAGCUGCUCAUCAUCGGGAACAGCAGCGUGGGAAAGACCAGCUUCCUGUUCCGCUACACCGACGACUCCUUCACCUCGGCCUUCGUCAGCACCGUGGGCAUCGACUUCAAGGUCAAGACCGUCUUCCGCGACGACAAGCGGGUCAAGCUGCAGAUCUGGGACACAGCGGGUCAGGAGCGCUACAGGACCAUAACCACGGCUUACUACCGGGGGGCCAUGGGAUUUCUGCUAAUGUAUGACAUCACCAGCCAGGAAUCAUUCAGUGCAGUGCGGGACUGGGCGACGCAGAUAAAGACGUAUUCGUGGGACAACGCGCAGGUCAUCCUGGUGGGGAAUAAGUGUGACCUGGAGGACGAAAGACUGAUCCCGACGGAGGAGAGUCAGAGGCUCGCUAACGAGAUGGGGUUCCAGUUCUUUGAAGCCAGCGCCAAGGACAACAUCAAUGUGACGCAGACGUUUGAGCGACUUGUAGACAUCAUCUGUGACAAGAUGAACGAGAACCUAGAAGGGGUGGAGAGUCUGUCUUCCGGAAACCGGGCAACCGACAUGAAAGACUCACCCCUGCAAAGCCAGAGUAGCUGUUCCUGCUGACCGUCCAACUGGCUCAUGACCAACACUGUAUCCACGGUUACCAAAUCCCCCCCCCCCCCCACCCCAUGAGGGUGGAAGCUUGCACCUGUCUAAGCAUCUCACUCGAUAGAGCAUCACCACGUGUCACCCCCCCUCCCCCACAAUAGGGACCAACCCUCUCAGAUUCCCUGUGUUAAAAAGCGAAUUUGAGAUCCAUCUCUCCUAAAAUCGCUUCCAAUUAUAUUCAAAUAUAAUCUGCUUGGUUGCUAGAGAACCACCAGUUUGGACACAAACCUGAAAUAUUUUGUUACUUUUUGUCAUGUAUUUAUAUGUUGUACUUUAUAAACCUUAUUAGUAGUAAAAAAAUUCUACUUAUAAUGUGCUGAAGAUCUUACACAAACACUAAUGUGUUUUUUUAAUCAUGAGUUCCUGUCUUCACACGUGUUUUAUGUCUGAAUGAUUCACUGUUGACUCUGCUAGUGUAUAGGGUAAGUCCGGUUUCCAGAGAGAGUUUGUUUCACUGCCGGGACCAGUUGGGAAGGAUUAUUCAGAAUCUCACCAGUCUAGGCUCCCUUCACCCUAAGAACCUUUGUCCUGCUGUCAUGUUUGUGGGCUCUUGCGUAAAUCUGUCAUUCUCCUGUGUGUGUGAGUGCGGGGCACAGGGAUUGCGUCUCAGAUGCUGUCUGGCAUUUUGGCCUGGUGCUUGUGAGUAAGGCGGUAUUGGCCGGGCUGAUCUGCCCUUUAAGGUUUGCACCCCGUCUGAGUCCAGUGUGUUAUGGAACCACGCAUGGAAAUUACAAUCCCAUGAGUCUCAGGUCUGUGUGGGGACUUGAAGAACCUCGGUUCUACCUUCCCUUGAAUUGCUGGGAAUGUGAGGUAACCGUUACCUUUCCAAAGUGUCCCCAGAAAUAGUGUGUGAACUACAGAUGUGAGGCUCUGCGAUGUAGAUCUUUGUAAAGGAUGUACGGUCCCCUCUGCUUAUGUCUUCAUUCUGUAGAGCAGAUUUUAUAAUUCCUACUGCGGUGGAAUGAGCCUUUCCAGACAGGCGGACUGCAGGUAUGUUUCUAGUGCCUACACUUAAUGGUGAUUUACUUUAACGAGAUCUAAUGGAAAUGCGUGCGUCCAGACAGUCUGAUGAAAGUAAAUUUCUCUAUUUUCACCGCAGUAAUUACAAAAUAAUCAGAUUCUUACUAAUGCAGCUCUGGAUGUAACAAAGCAUGCUGGGUAGUAAAUUUUCAUUUUGUUGUUGAAGUUCAAAGCCUGCGGUUGAAGUACCACUGUGGAGAGUAACAGCGUGUCUGUGUCUGUGUCUUUGACUAAUACAAGCUGCCACUGGCUCUGCUCCAGAUUUCAAGCUGGCUCUUGUUCACUAGGGCAUCUUCGUACCCUCGUUAAGAGAGAGACGUUACGCUAACAGACUUUCUGUCCGGAGCAUCUUCACAAUACAAACCAAGUUAGCGCCGCUCUACCUCUCUGUCCGCCCGCGGAACUGGAAAUGGCUCUUAGUUGUGAUUCUGUGGUUGUUCCAUUUCAUGUAUUGGUCUCUGAGGUUUGAACCACCGCAGCAUACAAGUCUAUUGUUCACCAGGCAGAUACCUACUGUAAUGCUGACAUCAAACCGAGUGAGUAUUCUGCUCGGAGCAAAGCAAUCAGGGCAAGUGGCAGACGCUCUGUUGGCCUAAAUGGCUGUCAGUUAUGGUUUGGUUUCCUGAAUCCUGGUUCUUAUAUGUAGCUCUUUAAUUGUACACAUGUAUCAGUAGUGGAAUAUUUCAAUAGUAAUGUAACAAAGUAUCUCAUUGUGCUAAUCACUGCUAUUGAUUUCUGAAUGCUGCUUUGAAUCACCGUGACCCUGAUUAUUUUACAGGAUGCAUUUUGUUCUGAUAUAACUAAUUUAGACGUAACACUGACUGUGAACGGCAAGGCAGCAGACACUCAGCAAACCACAUCCAUGAAUAUCCAUGGCUGUCUAGCUGUAGUAGCCGGUCACUCUUAGCUUACUGUUGGAUUCUCACCAAUGCCAAAAAGGCUGCAUUUUUGUGGCCUGUAACUUGUUUUUAAUAUAUCAGCAUAUGUUCACGAAAUAUGAUGUAUACAUUUUAAAUUUGACUUUGAUAAAAAAAAAAUACCUUCAUUUAUGCA